Daphnia carinata is the source of this 3998-nucleotide messenger RNA. RefSeq lists its product as uncharacterized. NCBI's taxonomy places the organism in Eukaryota, Metazoa, Arthropoda, Branchiopoda, Diplostraca, Daphniidae. Gene Ontology annotation, biological process: regulation of transcription by RNA polymerase II. The transcript is spliced from 7 exons. Bases 257 to 3787 code for a protein of 1176 amino acids. Gene Ontology annotation, molecular function: RNA polymerase II transcription regulatory region sequence-specific DNA binding; DNA-binding transcription factor activity, RNA polymerase II-specific. The record is from RefSeq and is a predicted model, not a curated record. Gene Ontology annotation, cellular component: nucleus.
CGCAUGGAUUGAUUGUUUAGUUGAUUGAUAGUGAAUAAUUUCUGGAAAUAUAAUCACCGUUUCAUCGUUGUAUUUUUGUAGCUGUUAAUCCAAUGGCCGAAAUUUUAUUUAUUUAAGCCAAAUUAUCGGUAACAUGAAAUGUGAAGAAAAAUGCGUAGAAGGGAACAACAACGAGGGAACAUCUGUUCGUUUUGAAAAUCCGAGGAAACAAUAAGUGUUACUAGUUGUCAUGCACAAUCCAGAAUAAGAGAAUAAAAUGAAAAAGUGUUGUAUCUCCUCCUGUCCUAAGCCCACAAAUUUGGUUUGUUUUGACAUUCCAAAAGAUGUCCAGAGAAGAAAGGAGUGGAUGGUCAACAUCAACGGAGAUAAAAAUGAUCUUUCUCUAACAAAUAAUGGUGCUGCUGCAGUCUGUUCGCUUCAUUUUAAACAGAGUGAUUACACAUACUUUUUGCAUGCUGAUCAAACUACCAAAAGAAAAAUCUUUGAAGAUGCUGUUCCAUCUGUUUUUCCAUGGACACAUGACUGGCAUAGCAAUUAUACUGCAGAAAUGGAAAUUGGACAGCUGAAUGAAAGAUCAUCACAUUCAUCUGAUUCUCAAACUUCCAUUCCAAAUAUGGAGCUCCCAGAGGGGGAGGCAGUUCAGCUGGGGAAUGUUGAAUCACUUGGCAUUGCUGUGGUUGAAAAUGCAUGUCCUGAUUCUUCUGCCAAUGGUUCAAAUAGAUUGAGUACAGAAAAUAUGAAAAACUUGUUAAUGAACUCCGUACAGUCAAAAUCUACUGAUCAAGGGAUACAACUUUCAACAUCCACGUCUAAUUCGACUUCUCGUGUUGAGACCUCCGAAGACGAAGACAUCAAAUAUUUUAACAUACUGUCCCAGAUCCGUUACAGUUGUACAAGCUGUGAAUUCAAGAGCAAAGACAUUAUCUCUCUAAAGGAACAUAGGAUGAAACAUCAUCCCGAAGUUCAGUCGGAAUCCGCAAACGUAAACCGAAUAGAUAGGAAUUGCCAUGUAAACAGAAACUCCGUUUCUCCCAUUCGGCAAUGUCAUACCGAAGAAAAUAACAAAUCCUCAACUCAGGACGAAAACAAAAAAAAGCGCAAUUCUUCCUGCACGAAAGGUCCGCAAGAUUCAAACGAUAAUCCUCUUCGCCAACGAAAUCACAUAAAGAAAGCUGAUUUCGAAACUGAGACACCGAUUGUAAACCAUACACAAACAAGGAGCAACAAUGUGAAUUCAUCGUCAGCCUUAUUUUCCGAGAACGAUAGUACGCAGCCUUCAAAAAGGCUCGUAAAAAAGUGGUACCCUUGUACACAGUGUUCAUUCCGAACGCCGAAUGCAAGAAAAUUGAAAGGGCACAUGAAAGAACAUCAUCCCGUAACAACUAAUACUUCAAACGGACAAUCAUCGAGGCUAAAAGUUCCAAAAGAAAAUGAAAUUUUGACGUCUUUUAGGGCAUUCCCUGGCGUUAGCCAGUCCGAUUUGGAAAAGCGCCGAAUUAAAGGCCAAUACUAUUAUUUGUGCCCUGCUACAAAUUGUCGCUUCCGAGCGAAGGAUUCAAGUCAUAUUUUCCAUCAUUGUCAAACAAGCCAUGAUCUCACAAUCGACCAAAAUUACCCUUCUUUAAAUUCUUCUUUAAAAACUGCCAUCUCACCAUCAUUGGCCAGCAGUGACCAAGAACCACACAAAACGAGUAAAACAUCUGAUGAAACCGGACCUAGCCGAUACUCCUGUGAGUCGUGUAACUAUUCUGCCAACAAAAUAUUUCGUCUAAAAAACCAUAGACGUAGGCAUACGGAAGAUUCUGUGUAUCGCUGUAGUAUAUGCUCUUACUCUGUCCCAAUGAAACGCCAACUCACCUUUCACAUAACCAAUCAUCAUUUAGACGGCUUUUCUUGUAACCUUUGCAAUUACAAAGCAAAAACCUUGACUGAAAAGAAUAACCACUAUGCAAGUGUCCACGAGCCCGCCACUGCCUCGAAAACUUCAUUCCAUUCUUCAGAGCCGCUGUCUAAUUCGGAUUGUGAUUUGGAGCACAUCUGCACGCAGUGUUCCUUCAAAACUACUUCUCGGGAUCGAUUUCAAAUGCAUGAGAAAACGCAUGUCCCUACUUCUGUGGGUUCAACCACGGAUGAAUUGGAGAUUGAGGGCACUCCAAGGAAAACAACCAGAAAGACGAAAAGGAAACGUGAAGAUUCCAGCAGCAGCAUUCAGACUGCCAAACUUAUCGAACGCCUCGUGUACCAAUGCCCUCAUUGUAGUUUUUGGGCUCGAGCUGUGUCCAGUUUCCACCAACACUUAAUGGCGCACGAAAAAUCGCCGACAUUCAAAUGUUCCCAUUGCGAUUUCAGCGCCCGUUAUCGUAUUGCCAUAACCCAACACAUUAAGAAAAGCCCAAAGGAAACUCACAGUUCAGCUUGCUGGACUAUGACCAAACCCGUACCAGAAAACCAUUACCCCGAAUAUCUCAAAACAUCCCUUAUUCCUGAAUUGGAAUAUUCAGGAACACGAGAGUUCACUUCUUUAGCUUCUGAUGAAGGAUUGAAAAGAGCUUCUUCGGAUUCUAGUGACAGUACCUGGAAGCUUUCUGGUGAAUCUUCCCUAGAAAACAAUACGGACGAUGAAUCGAAGGACUGGGUUCCCUCUUCCAGUUUGUCAUCAGCUCAAAUGAAGGACGACACAUCGUCCCCCCUCAGUUUUGAAAUCACUUCAGAUUCAUCAUUGGAAUAUGACCGAAAACCUUCGCCAUCCAGUUCCAUGUCGUCGGAUUCGAAUUCGGAACACAAGAACCAAUCCUCUACGCAAAAUUCACCUUCAACUGAUAAAUCGUCCUCAUCGCUCACGAGCGAAAUAGUCCUCUGGAACUCGAGCAGAACGAGACGUCAGCGCCGUAAAAGAUUGCGAAUUCAUUCAGACGAGGAAACUGAACAGCAAAGUUCUUUGAAACCUGACGCUGUGUCUGCGAACAAUGAUACAGGAAACGACAAAAGAAAACUAAACAUGCCUGACGUACAACAAGAGACCAACGUACAGCCGCAAAUCUUAGCCAUUUUUCCGCAGCGACUUUUUCCUAACUUGGAUGAUGCUUUAGCAGAACGUCAGGCGAAGGAACUAAUGGUUAAGGAAGCACAAGACAGAAUCAACGAAAUGCGGGCAGAACAGCUUAAGAUGGUAGAAGCGGAUAGUGCCAGUGAGUCAGAAUUAUUGAAACUAAAAGAGAGCAAAAAGGUUGCCGAGCAACGGUUAAUGAAACUCAGUGGUCAAAAGAUUGAAGCUGAACUCGAACUUCGAACCCAACAGUGUCAAGAGCUCAAAUUUAACCUCGCAAUGUACGAGCCGGGACAAGAAUUGGAAUUCAACAAGAGUGCCUUAGUACAAAGUCAAAAACUUGUCGUUGAAUCAGAAGCUAAACUUACCGACAUUACAAGAGCCAUCACUGAUCUACGAAACGAAAUUGAAAUUCUUGAUUGCCAAAUCAAGGAGAGCGAAGAUUCACAUGCAGGAGCUGCCCAGCUCCUUGAAAUCUUUGAAAGUGAAAUGUCUGAAAAGGAAGCCGAAUUGGUUCGUUUGCAAGAAGACUCGGCCAAAUCCGUUUCCAAUAUGAGGCAAUUGGUGGCCGAGGAACGAAAGCUGAUAGGGACUCGUACUGCAAUGUGUAAAGAAGAAAUGAAAAGGUUAUACUUGAAAGGCUUAUCGAAAAUCCGCGAAAAAGAGCGGGAUUUGCUCAAUGCCUUAGACGGUUACAUUACGGAUAAAAGUGUUUCUUCCAAAUUGGGCGAAACUGAUUAAUUAACUGAAGCGAUCGUCUAUUGAAAAGCCAUCUUCGAUGAAGAAAUGAUUCACUGAUUUCAAAGAAAAAUGAUUAUAUUUAUAUAGCGAUAAGCUAUGCAAAGAUUGUCUAACAUAAACAUCAUUGUUGUUUUUCUUGUCCUUUCACGUUUAAUCGAUUCGUUGUGCUUCUGGAUACCGUAUGUGACAAAGAUACAACAUUCGUCUUUUU